GUCCUGUCCACCAAGUGGGAGCUGCUGCAGCAGCAGGGGCCGUCGGGGCCCAGGAAGGACCUGACGGUGAUCUUUGAGAGCUACAUCCAGAACCUGAGGAGGCAGCUGGACUCCAUCCUGGCCCAGCGGGGGCAGCUGGAGUCGGAGCUGCAGAACAUGCAGCAGUACGUCGAGGACUUCAAGAGCAAGUACGAGGAGGAGAUCAACCGGCGCACGACGGCCGAGAACGAGUUCGUGGUGCUGAAGAAGGAGCUGUCCCAGAUGCAGAGCAUCAGCCGGGACCUGUCCGUGGUGGUGUCCAUGGACAACAACCGGCACCUGGACCUGGACAGCAUCAUCGAGGAGGUCCGGCGCCAGUACGAGCAGAUCGCCCAGAGCAGCCGGGCCGAGGCCGAGGCCUGGUACCAGAGCCAGUACGAGCAGCUGCAGAGCACGGCCGGGCGCCACGGGGACAACCUGAGGAACACCAAGCUGGAGAUCCAGGAGCUCACCAGGAACGUGCAGAGGCUGAGGGUGGAGAUUGAGAACGUCAAGAAGCAGGUACAGGACCCUCAGCACCUCAGGGGGGUCGGGUGGGGAGGGAGCGGCUUCGCCGGCGGCAGCUGCGGGAUGGGCGGGGGGAUGAUGCACGGCGGGGGCUUCUCGUCGGGCAGCGGGAGGAUGUGCGGCUCCGGCGGGGGCUCGUCCUCGGUGCGGAGAUGCGUCACCACCUCGGUGAAGUCCUCGGGGGUGCGGUUCUGA
Empidonax traillii (willow flycatcher) is the source of this 741-nucleotide messenger RNA. Its product is annotated as keratin, type II cytoskeletal 5-like. The annotation marks the transcript as partial. The record is from RefSeq and is a predicted model, not a curated record. The transcript is spliced from 5 exons. Gene Ontology annotation, molecular function: structural constituent of skin epidermis. Gene Ontology annotation, biological process: keratinization; intermediate filament organization. Gene Ontology annotation, cellular component: keratin filament. Lineage: Eukaryota; Metazoa; Chordata; Aves; Passeriformes; Tyrannidae.